AUGCCCAAGUACGGCGUGCACGUGAACAAGUACUACGUCCCCGACGACGUCCCGACGUGGGCGAAACUGAACGUGAAACAAGCGAGCAAGAAGAUUGCGAAAUCGCGAAGCCGAGAGACGAAGCAAGCGCUCGGGAAAAAAGCCAAAGCGGCGGUGAAACUGGCGAACCGUAAGGGCGGAAGAGGCAAACGAAAUCCCGCGAACGCGGAUUUUAAAAAGAAUUUAAAGCUCGCGAAGGAUUUGAAGAAGAAUAAACGUAAAGGACGUCAGGCAAAAAGACCGGGGACGAACAAAGGAACGAUGGCGGCGAGACGCGAACGAGAGGGUGGCGACGGCGGUGAUGAUGAAAUUUCCGAGACCGAGAGUGAUCGUUUCAUCGUAAAAGUUGCGGAGUACUUGCAAGGUGCGAUCGGUGCGCACGGUUGGAGCGAGGAGACCGUUCGCGGGGCGUUUGACGAGGCGGUGAAGCACAUGCCUAAAGGAAGAGCUCGAAAGGCUUUGCGAGCGGGUUUCGAUGAGUACGCGGAUAAAUUAUGUGACACAAUUUACCGCAAAAAUGGUCCCUCGAUCGAGCGCACGAAAGAGGAGCGUAAGAUUGCAAAGUUGAGCAAGGAUCCGUCGAGCGCGUGGUGGGCGUUGCAUCAAGAGCCGCUCGAAGAUUUUGCGUCGGCGUCUUUGGAAGUAUUGUGCGUAGAGUUUGACUACUCACUCAAACGUGCAUCCUUCGAUAUCCCCGCAUACGUCCUCAUGAAGGCGUUGGAGAUUUCUGACAUGCUGCCUGAAGAUGUAGCGACGAUGGAAGAAAUUCGCGAGGCGGCACUUCGUCGUCUCGUCGAUAUCGCGCAAGCAUCCAAAGCUGCGUUUGAAAAGAAGGCAACGAAGACGCAGGAUGACUUCGUCAAGGUGAAUAAUCUCGUAGGUAGACUCGCGGGCGCGACGGCUAUUCGUCGUAAAAUGCAAGGCGCUCGUGAUGAAACUGCAAAGUUGGCGGCGGAGAUUGUCAUGCUGAGGCACGAUUUCCGUAAACUCGCCUCGCAAGACGCGAGUCUGAGUCCACCAGAGCACGAGAUCGGCGUCACCGCAUCACACGAUGCCGCGGUGUUAUUAGGAAACUAUCGUGGGGAUUUAGCAGCUUUGCUCGCCGAGAGGUUGCCCGAGGACGAGAACGAGCUCGCGCGCAUGUUUGGCGAAGGCGAUUUGCCCAUCUUUGAGUGCGCCCUCGGCCUCGGUGGUUUCGACGCCGAUUUUGAGAAACGAGGCAAAAAGAAUGGACUGAUGUUCGGCAUGUUGGAUAUCGAUGUGAAAGAUGUGAAAGAUGUCGGCAAGAACGCACCUCCGGCGCUCUUACGUCGACCACCAAAGGCAAAGUUUGAUGCCAACAAAGAGGUGAACGAUUACGAUAUGGAAGCUUUCGCUCACGCGGGGGCCGGGGUAUCGACGACCAGUAUUGCAGAGUCUGCAUUUAAUAAGUCCGACUUUAUCGAUACCGACUAUCUCACCGAGGCGCUGUCGCUGGUGGGUAAAGACGACGACGAACGUAGCGGACCAGGGCGAGUCAAGUUGUACUUUGCCGUCGUGCGAGUCGCUCGAGCAUACAUCAAGCUUUUGAACGAGGCUGGUAAACGUAAGAGGUCCUCGGCUGUGGCGCGAUACAUGGCAGUCGCACCUGCGCCUGAGGUGCUUCUCAUGCACGUUCCGGAGUCGUCUGGAAUCGAUAAUACAGAUGCUCGCGCGAUGUCCGUCGAGCUCUCCGUCGCCUCCAUCAAGGCGCUGCAAAGCAUCGUCAACGAAUGGAACGAAAUGCGUACGCUGUUCAAAUCUGCGGCGCAGAGUGAAGGUGGCUUUUUCAUCGAUGUUAAUCGUACCGCAGGAGAUGCCGCGAGGUUGGCGUUUGAAGAAGGUGAGUCUGCCGAGGACGACGGCGCGGGCGUCGACGACGAAACCGAAAAAGAACUCAUGGCCAUGCUCGACAAGCUCGAAGGCCCGGAUGCAUCUAGCGACGAUAGCGACGACGAGGCGAGCGAUGAAGAUUAG
Molecule: messenger RNA, 2034 nt
Organism: Ostreococcus lucimarinus CCE9901
Lineage: Eukaryota; Viridiplantae; Chlorophyta; Mamiellophyceae; Mamiellales; Bathycoccaceae
Exons: 2
Coding region: 1-2034 (677 amino acids)
Source: RefSeq, a predicted model, not a curated record